CGCACGCCACAAAUGGAGCUGCCCCUGGGCGCAACACCAGUCGCGACACAACUGGGAUUGGCAGGCGGCUUGCGCCUGUGAUGGCGUCGCGCACGCCCGCCCGGGGCACGUCACCUGCCCUCCCCUCUCGACUCCACUUGAUAUAACAGCUUGAGUCUCGAUGGCGGCUCUUGUUCUCGCUGUUUCUUCCCCUCUUCGACGAUGUUGCUGCUAGCGUCUGCGCCCCGCCGUGCAAGAGACCUGUGGAAAGAGUCUGUGUCGUGAUCGCGUCCCCGCCUGCUUCUGAACGGCGUUGUUAUUGCGGGCUGUCAGGGUGCUGUCAGAGGUGCUGUCAGAACCUAGAGGCUCACGCCUCAAGCACCCCAUUUACUUCCGCGACGCUUUCUUUACGUGCAACGCCCAUCCCGUCUUCCAUUGCGGCGACCAGAGCCCUCUUCCGACGUUUGCGAAAAUAAUUUGCUGAGCAGCAAGCGCGCUUGUACCUGCCGAUCAUCCCCUUGUAUUUGCGUCGUACCUCCGUCGUCCGUAGAAGGCAGCCACCAUGCCAAGAUACCGAACGCCUGGGCAAUCGCACGGCGGGAGCUAACUUUUCACGGACGUCGCUUGUCUUCGGCGUCGGCGUCGGCGUCGAGGUUCGGGGUCUGUCAUCGCAGACGAGCGGUGGCGGGCUACGUGGCCGGCAGAAACUGAACGCCCGUCGUCUAUCGCGGGCCGCCUCACCAGCCGGUCGCUUCUCGCGCCCCACUCAUCCGAUGUUAUCGUGCCGGCACGUUGUAGCAGCCGCCCGUGGCUCGAAGUCUCUCCGCAGAAACCACGCCAUGCUCGGUGGGACGAGCAAUCAAUUGGGACGGCCAUCGCACAAGCGUGGGACCACGGCCGAGUCACAGGCCCCGUUCGAUUUCGAUCGCCCACAGCUGGUGGAAAUCGCUCAGCAGACAAAUUGGCAGACAAAAUCGGCGUUUCGAGACCGAGACACGGUGUGGCCGAAGGCAAGACGCCCGCCCGCGGCGACGACACGCGCUUCAGCAGUGGUGUGCGGGAGUGUGCGGGAGGCAGCCUUCGCGCCCUUGUUGAUGGGAUGGGACGUACCCCAAGACAAAGUCGUGACACGAAGGGUGCCCGCGUUGCGCCACAUCGAGCAGCCCGGGGUGUCAGAGGUAGCCCCGCUUACGCGCAGCCACCGCAGAUCGCACGCGUCGCGAUGAUCCGUCGCCUGAGACCGCACCGUGGCGAGACGUCGCUUGCCCGUCCGCGCUGUUUCGUAUUGGCAGCCACAUUGAUGCGGCGGGGGCUAGCCGGCGACGGGGCUGCUCUUUGCAGGCAGGCGGGCACUGCUGUCGGGGGAGAUGAGCGGCAUCUUGGGCGGGGAUCACUUUACCCUCUCUUGCGCCACGCAAUAAAGGACGAGUGCACGCCCGCCUCGCUAUCCUUGUCAUCCCUUGCUCCCGUCCCUCGACUUCUUUGCACGCCUCGCCCUUCCUCGCCCACCGCACUAUACUUUGUCGGCGCCAUGUCCCACAUCGAGAAGGCCGAGGCCGGUGACGUUCACUCCCUCACUGAGGCGCACCGACUCCAGCGCGUCCCCAAGCGACGCCUGGGCAACCCUGGCCCACUGGGUCUGUUCUCCUUCGCGUCCACGACAAUGAUUCUCUCCUGGUACAACUCGGGCAUCCGUGGCAUCAAUGUGCCCAACGUCGUCGUAGGCAUGGCCCUCGCCGUCGGCGGCCUCGUCCAGCUUCUCGCCGGCAUGUGGGAGUUUGCCUGCGGUAACACGUUUGGUGCGACCGCCUUUUCGUCGUAUGGUGGUUUCUGGAUGUCGUUCGCGUGUCUCUACCUCCCGAGCCUCGGUAUUGUCGAUGCAUACGGCAACGGCAGCGCUCCGACCGGCACUGAUGCAACCGAGCUCAACUCUGCGCUUGGUAUCUACCUCAUAACGUGGUUUAUGUUUACGUUCUUGAUGCUUGUCGCGUCGACCCGCCGUAACAUCGGCCUCAUGGCGCUAUUCUUCUUCCUCAUGAUCACCUUCAUGCUCCUCGCCAUCGGCAAGUUCCAAAAUUCAGUUAAUAUCACCAAGGCAGGCGGCGCUACUGGUGUCAUCACUGCCCUUGUCGCAUACUACGUUGGUCUCGCAGAGCUUCUCAUUCGUGAUGAGAGCUGGUUCACACUCCCACUCGGCACCAUGUCGAAGCGUGUGGACUGAGCUUCGCCGUUUCCCCGCCCAGCAUAUCCUGUCGUUGUAACAUUCCCAGAUACUACUACCGUAUGUUUGCGUUUUCCUAUAGUCCGUCUGUCUCAUUACUACCUCUCUUACCGUGUGUUUGUUGUGAACCGUGGAUAUAAUGUUCGCUACGUUUCUCCAACUCGCCCUUGUGUGCCUACGUCAUGAGAAUGGCCCACGCUCCUUUCGCACCUGCUGCGGUCUCCCAGCCUUCGCCGCUUCACCACCCACUCGUCGCACAUGGACACUGUCGGUUACUCGGACUCCCUUCCCACCCUUGUUCGUAACGUUCCUGGACACACACAUGCCACCCGCGUCCGCAUGAACAGUUUCUGCG
Molecule: messenger RNA, 2555 nt
Organism: Phanerochaete carnosa HHB-10118-sp
Lineage: Eukaryota; Fungi; Basidiomycota; Agaricomycetes; Polyporales; Phanerochaetaceae
Exons: 9
Coding region: 1511-2200 (229 amino acids)
Cellular component (GO): plasma membrane
Molecular function (GO): acetate transmembrane transporter activity
Source: RefSeq, a predicted model, not a curated record